AUGGCAGGAAACAACAGAACUGAACGCACGCCGUUGCUCAAUGGCGAUGCACCUGCAUCAGACCGCAACGAGCCGAGAGAGUCGUUUGGUAGUCGAUUCAAGCGCUUUUUGCAGCGCAAUGGUGUCUACCUCAUCAUCAUACUGCUGCUUCUUCUUGUCCUCAUCCCCUUGAUUGUUCAGACUGUUCGUAGCUCUAAACACCGUCAUCACUCGCACGACAAGACUCCUUCGCAUGACGACUCCCCUGAACACCCCAACAAUACCGAGCUUUGUACAUCAGCCGCUUGCGUGCUCGCUUCUGCAAACAUACUUCAUAGUCUCGCGCCGAGUUACGAGAAAUUGGAUCCCUGUGAUGACUUCCGCACAUACGUGUGUGCUGGAUUCGAUGCUUCCCAUGAGAUUCGUGAGGAUCAAGCAGGUGUCGGAAACCUUCAGAUCAUGAACGAGAACAACCAGCUCAUCUUGAAACACAUCCUGGAGUCUCCUGCACCGAAGGACACGUCCAUAUUCUGGACCGCAGCGAACCCAGACCAGGAGAUCUUCGGCAAGCUACAGGAUGGCUACAAUGCCUGCAUGAAUGAGACGCUCCUGGCUUCGAUAGGCUCAAAGCCUCUACUUGAUCUUCUUCUGGAGCUGGACAAGAUUUACCCUGCCAAAGAGCCAAAGACAACCAAGAAGGACGAGUCUCUAACAAAGGCAGUCGAAUAUCUAAUGGAGAUUGGUGUUGCAAGCCCCAUCUCUGUUGAUGUUGGCGCCGACGACAAGGACCCCGAUGUCAACAUUGUCAUGGUCGGUGCUCCCUACUCCUUUGGACUGCCGAGCAAGCAGUACUAUGAGCGCGCAGAGAUUGUUGAGUCAUACAAGGAGACCAUCGGCCUUGUCCUCGAGGCUCUUCUGAAAGAGGCCAGACCUGGAGUUCUUCCCUUCUCGUCGGAUGAAGACGAGGAAUUGACCACGCUUAGCAAAGACCUUGUCGACAGUCUGGUGGCUCUCGAGAAAUCCAUGGCCGACGUCGCUCCAGAUCCGGAGGAUGCCGCAGAUGUCACGAAGUACUACAAUCCACGCACCUUGAAGGAGACUGAAGCCUACAACUCAGAGAUCUCAGUCAAGCACAUUCUGAACACUUUCGCGAGCGACUACACGCCAUCAAAGAUCAUCGUGAGCUCGCCCGAGUAUCUGCAAGAGCUUUCCAAGAUUCUCAAAUCGUCCUCCCGCAAAACAAUCAAAGCCUACUUGGUCUGGAAGGUGGUCCAAUCGUGGGCGGGUGCCGUAGAGGACUCAGCCGUGCAGCCACUUCUACGCUUCAGGAACAAGCUACAAGGCAAGGCGCCAGAUGUCAAGCAAGAGCGUUGGAGAACUUGUGUUAGCACUGUAGGCAACGAUCUUGAAUGGAUCAUGAGUCGCUUCUUCGUCGAACGUGCUUUUUCUAAGGAGGCCAAAGACUUAGGUGACCAGAUCAUCCUCGACAUCAAGGAUGAAUUUACCGUCAAGCUCAACGAAUCCGAGUGGAUGACUGAAAGCGUUCGUCAACUUGCCAUCGAGAAGGUCCACCUUAUUCGCCAGAAGAUCGGCUAUCCCACUCAGAGCCCUGAUAUUACAAACGCAGGCGAGCUACAAGAGUAUUAUAGCAACAUCAGCAUCUCGGCCACAACGUACUUUGAGAACAAGCUUUCGGUCGUGAGACAUGAUGUCCGCGAAAGCUGGUCGCAAGCCGGCAAGCCAGUCGACAAGGAUGAAUGGGGCAUGUCUGCACAGACUGUUAAUGCCUACUACAAUCCUCCUGGGAACGAGAUUGUGUUCCCAGCUGGAAUCAUGCAGGCACCAGUUUUCUACGAUCCAUCUAUUCCUAGCUACCUAUCCUACGGUGCAUUUGGAGCUGUUGCCGGCCAUGAACUGUCUCAUGCUUUCGACUCUUCUGGCAGAAACUACGACCAGAACGGCAACUACACAGAUUGGUGGGAUGAGGCCACAAUCGAAGCCUUCAAGACCAAGACCGAUUGCUUCGUUGAACAAUACCACAACUACACAGUACCCACAAAGAACGGACGUCUUCCGAUCAACGGCAAACUCACCCUAGGAGAGAACAUUGCUGAUGCAGGUGGCCUUACUGCUGCCUACCAAUCUUGGAAGCGUCGCGAUGAUGAGAAGGCGGACCUCAUGCUUCCCGGACUUGAUCACUUCACCAAAGAGCAGAUCUUCUUCCUCGCAUACGGGCAGACAUGGUGCGGAAAGAUGAGGUAUGCAGAGUGGACUCGUUUGAUUCAACUGCCAGUACUGACCUCAGAUAGGGAAGAGCAAAUCGUCCAGAGAAUCUACACAGACCCUCACAGCCCUGACAUGUUCAGAAUCAAGGUAUGA
Molecule: messenger RNA, 2358 nt
Organism: Aureobasidium subglaciale EXF-2481
Lineage: Eukaryota; Fungi; Ascomycota; Dothideomycetes; Dothideales; Saccotheciaceae
Exons: 3
Coding region: 1-2358 (785 amino acids)
Biological process (GO): protein processing
Cellular component (GO): plasma membrane
Molecular function (GO): metalloendopeptidase activity
Source: RefSeq, a predicted model, not a curated record